This is a messenger RNA of Abrus precatorius (Indian licorice), 819 nucleotides long. RefSeq lists its product as uncharacterized. The record is from RefSeq and is a predicted model, not a curated record. The coding region runs from base 1 to 819 and encodes 272 amino acids. NCBI's taxonomy places the organism in Eukaryota, Viridiplantae, Streptophyta, Magnoliopsida, Fabales, Fabaceae. The transcript has 3 exons. Gene Ontology annotation, molecular function: metal ion binding.
AUGUCAACAAGUGAUUCUGAGCUAUUAAAGAUUGAGACGUUUGUUCUUAAAGUACACAUGAACUGUCAAGGAUGCAUGAAUAAAGUAAGGAAAGUACUACAAAAAAUUGAAGGUGUCUACAAAGUAGAUAUUAAUGCAGAAGAGCAGAAGGUAAUUGUCAUGGGCAAUAUCAAUCCAUCCACUAUGGUCCAGAAGUUGGCCAAAUUUGGUAAGCAUACAGAGAUAUGGAAUGCCGGUUACAACGAUGGUAAAGGCGAGGACAAUAACCAAGCUCAAUAUAUAACAAAUGAACCCAGUGCCUCAGAGAAUCAGUAUAUUAUUCCCACCUUUGGCAAAGAUCGCUGGGGACCUGAAUGGUGUUUUAAUCAGGACGUGGGUUUCAAAACCAUGGAAAGCGAGAUAAAUCAACAUUUUGCAACACUUUCGUUUCUGGAAAAAGUUAAGAAUAGAACCAAUCAAAUUUUCACCCGAAUCAAUGACAAUCCCAAGUGGGAGGAGAACAUGGUACCCAUGAUGAGACCUGCAAGUUUUCAUGAGAACAGUGGAACUAAUUAUUCUGCCUUAGGGGAUCAAGAAUGGGCACCUAACUUCCUUGGAGUGUCAACAAUUAGAAAAUAUGGCCAUCAACCAUCUCAUAUGGCCAACAUACAUGGUUACUAUAAUGCCUGCGAUCCAUCAAAUAUGAUGCAGCUUUCCUCCUAUAAUCAUCUACCUUGGACAAUUAACAUCCCCAUGGAAAGUACGCCAACUGAUAAUGAUGAGAUCAUGAAUGCAUACAUCCAUGAUCAGCACAUGACAAACCAAAUGCAUUUGUACUAG